Molecule: messenger RNA, 748 nt
Organism: Dendrobium catenatum
Lineage: Eukaryota; Viridiplantae; Streptophyta; Magnoliopsida; Asparagales; Orchidaceae
Product: 50S ribosomal protein 5, chloroplastic
Exons: 2
Coding region: 46-570 (174 amino acids)
Source: RefSeq, a predicted model, not a curated record
CGGUCCAAAUGACCAUCUCUAAACCAUGCAAGUCGAUAUCGGAUAAUGUCCCUGCGCACCCUCUCGAUCUAUCAAUUCUUAAAAAAGGAAGAAUCAGAAGCAGCUGCCGCAACCAUGGCAGUUUCGCUGGCUCCAAUCUCCUCCCUCUUCGUUCUCACUCAAGCAAACACAACUACGGGGAUAAGAAGUCCUCCCAUUCUCCCAAUGGCGCCCUCUUUCUUCGAAAUGAAAUUAUGGAGGAAAUACUCCACCUUGCAAAAAGUGUCCUCUCGUGGAAUUAGAGUUCCUGGUUUUUAUGGAGUUCCUAAAAGAACAUUUAUAGUAGUUCAUGCUUCUCUGGAGACUAAUGCAAGUGGAUCAGAAUUGCCACCCUUGGAAGGAUCAGACAAGCCUGUAUCAGUGGAAAGCCUUCCCUUGGAAUCAAAAAAACAAAUGUUGCUUGAGCAGAAGUUGAGGAUGAAGCUUGCAAAGAAGAUCAGAUUACGAAGGAAACGUCUUGUUCGAAAGCGAAGAAUGAGAAAGAAGGGUAGAUGGCCUCCAUCAAAGAUGAAGAAGAAUAAAAAUGUGUAGCUGGUUGUCUGGUUAACUCUGCAGGUUUGGCUCCACGUCUCUUUGGUUUUACAUUUACUGUAAUGGUUUUGCUUCUUGUUUUAUAAAUACUAUUUUUGUUGUGCUCAAUUUUAUGUAAUUGACUGAAUGAAUUAGCCAAAUUUCUUUUCUAGAAAUAAGGAAUUGCUUCUUCAUAUCA